GCAGCCAUUCAGCAGUGGGAUGGAUCCUGACUACUAAAGAGGGAGAGAGAGGGAGACAGAAAGAGAAACGGAGAGAGAGAGAGAGAGCAAGAAAUGGGGGAGUGGUGGAAGAGAGAGAGGAAGCGAAAAAGAGAGUGAAAGGUUCCACACGGCAGAAUAUAAAUCUGUAUGUUAACAGGAAUAAAGCUGGAGGUCUCGAAGCGGCUUUAAUGGUUAUGCUGGUGGGGGGUGGACAUACAGCAUCAAGAGGUGGUCUUCCCUAUUAAAUGAGGAUCUGUGCAAAUAAGGAAGUAAAAUCCGUGGGAGCUGUGAACGCCGGUUGUCAAGCACAGUGGUGGUCUGGUCGGAGGUCUCUGACCCCCUCAUUUUUAUUUCUGGAAGAAACAAGAAGAGCAAAGACACGAGCGAAAGAGGAAGGUUGCUGCGAGGGACCAGUGAGCCGUUUCUCUCUUUAUUACUUCCAUUCACAAAACCAUUGCAUCCCAUUAUCACAGCGAUGUAGAGGCAUUCUCUCCGGUUAGAGGAGGAAGGGUCCCAUUGACUGCUGAGGCUUAGCACCUCUCUCCAAACGCUAGCCCUUUUCAUUGCGGUCCCCCCCCCCCCCUCAUUUCUCGCCUCUAUCCUUUACGUCCGCUGUUUUCUCUGUUCUUCUCUCUUUUCUUGUCCCUUGUAUUCUUGUCCCUUUUCACACCACUCAGGAAUCAGAAGACAUUGCGUUUUGGUAGAAGUGGGUGUUUCUGGAGCUGUCAUUGUGUUUGGUGCCGCUACAAAGGACAGCUGAGCAGGGAGUGAGAGACAGCUUUGGAGAUAAUAAAAUAACAGCCUGAAAGAAAAGGGGGGACCUGGGACUACAGGAACAGCUGACAACCACUGGAAGGUGAAUUGUGAUGAAAAGAAAACUGUUACAGAGACUGACAACCAUUUUAAGGUAGCUAUUUAUUGAGACCAUUACCACUUCUUGAGGAAAUAAAGAAGCGGUGUGCCAAGCCAACACUGCCGAUUGGAUUCUGCUAUUGCUGUUGCUAAGCAAAGUCUUUAACCUGAAGUUCUUGGGCAGACAGUAUUCAGCAUCACUCUACAGCCAUGAAAGGAAACUCAGAGGAAAGCAUUGAAAGCAUCAGGCCCUCCAACCUGCAAGCUUUUGCUAACAUAUCCACCCUACAUGGCAUGAGUCACAUAUUUGCUUAUGGGCACAUGACUUUCCGUCGGUUUCUUUGGAGUCUUUCCUUCCUUGGGUCACUAAGCUUAUUGAUGCUGGUCUGCAUGGAUCGAGUGUCGUAUUACUUGGAGUAUCCUCACGUCACCAAGCUGGACGAGGUGGCGGCGACGAAUCUCACCUUCCCAGCUGUUACCUUCUGUAAUCUCAAUGAGUUCCGCUUCUCCCAAAUCACCAGAAAUGACCUGUAUCAUGUGGGAGAGCUCCUGUCCCUCCUUAAUAAUAACUACCAAAUAGCCAACCCACACUUGGCUGAGCCCGAGGUCCUGGCUGCCCUAAAGGAUAAGGCAAACUUCCAGAACUUCAAGCCCAAACUGUUCAACAUGACUGAUUUCUAUAACCGAACAGGUCAUGACAUCGGGGAAAUGCUUCUGCAGUGCACCUUUCGAGGAGAGGAUUGCUACCCGGUGAACUUCUCCACAAUUUACACACGCUACGGAAAAUGCUACACAUUCAACUCUGGAUUAGACGGCAACCCUUUGUUGACCACGUUAAAAGGUGGCACGGGGAACGGCUUGGAGAUCAUGUUGGACAUUCAGCAGGAUGAAUACCUGCCUGUUUGGGGAGAGACAGAUGAGACCUCCUACGAAGCAGGCAUCAAGGUUCAGAUCCACAGCCAGGACGAGCCGCCCUUCAUUGACCAACUGGGAUUUGGUGUGGCCCCUGGUUUUCAAACUUUUGUGUCAUGUCAGCAGCAACUGCUUCAAUACCUCCCUCCGCCUUGGGGAGAUUGCAAGUCUACUCCCAUAGACUCUGAAUACUUCUCCACGUACAGCAUCACCGCCUGCCGCAUUGACUGUGAAACCCGCUACCUGCUGGAGAACUGCAACUGCAGGAUGGUUCACAUGCCUGGGACCUCAACUGUUUGCACACCUGAGCAGUACAAAGACUGCGCUGAUCCAGCUUUAGACUUUUUGGUAGAGAAAGACAACGAUUACUGUGUCUGUCAGACGCCCUGCAACAUGACUCGCUAUGGCAAGGAGCUGUCCAUGGUUAAGAUCCCCAGCAAGGCAUCUGCUAAAUAUCUGGCUAAGAAAUUCAACAAAACUGAGCAAUAUAUCGGAGAAAAUAUAUUGGUCAUGGACAUCUUCUUUGAAGCUCUGAAUUACGAGAAGAUUGAGCAGAAGAAGGCCUAUGAAAUUGCAGGGCUUCUCGGUGACAUUGGAGGUCAGAUGGGGCUGUUUAUCGGAGCCAGCGUCUUAACUAUACUGGAAAUAUUUGACUACCUAUAUGAGGUGUUUAAGGAUAAAGUUUUGGGCUACUUCAUACGCAAGAAACGACCACAGCGUUGUCAGAGCGACAAUCUGUCCAUUGUCCCAUCUCCACUCAAACAACCCGACAGUGAAGAGUUUCCAGAGAACCCAACCAGCCCUGGUGUCACGCCUAAUCAUGCCCCCAGAGCACCUGUGACACCCUCCGGAGUCACUCGGACAGUCUCGGAUUCACGCCGAACAUGUUACCUCGUCACCCGACUCUAGGCAACUUUGAGGAGUUUGCUUGUUGACAACAUAAAGUAGGGGUUCGGGUUGGGGUGGCACAUCUGGGGACUUGACAGCAAACUGUGAAAUAAUGUACGUAUUUAACAGAAAGCGUUUGAGCGUAUAACUCCGAAACGUUUAGUAGAGUUUAUCAAUGCCUGAAUAGAAAUAGAGAACUAUCAUCAGAAGAAAACAAAAAAAAAGAGAGAGACCACUUCCAAAACAGAACUCAGGUUUAACUGCCAUGUCAAGGCAUCAGUUAAUUUAUUCAUGUUUCAUUUUGUGGAUUUGUUUUUCUCACGCUCUCACUCUUGAGUUGUACAAUCAGUGAGAAGAAAUGUGUCCAACAAAAGGCUUUUGGACCCGUGACGAGAUGUAGCACUGUUGUGCUCACUUUGCUCUACGUCAAUCAAAAAAAAAAAAAAGAAUACAUGUGGAUUGGUGUGCGAAGCAGUUUCUCAACAGUGUUACGUCUCCAGCAUCUAACCAAUGCUGUAGUGAGUGACCUCAUACUGUCACCAGUGUGAACAGGAGAGCCUUUUCAGACAUCCACUCAACUUCAAUGAGCUGAUUGUUGGAUAAAAGAGCUGCUCAUACCUGAAUCCAAACACUGGACUGGUGUUUAAUGUUGCCUUUUGCUACUGUGAAGCUUUGGGUUGUCUCAUGGAUUACAAGACUGUGCUUAAUCAAUUUAAAAACAGAAAAGGAACUUGAUUAUUUGUAUAUAUGCAAGUUUUGUUCCACGUGGAUGGCAGAAACUACCGAAAUUGGAUGUGUUUUGUUAACUUAAGUCACUUUUUACAUGCAGUAAGGGUUAAAAAAGAAUCAGGAGGCCAAAAACAAAAAGGCUGUUGAUUGUAUCUUUAUAUCCUGAUAUUUCAAUUUUGAUUGUUUUCCCAUUUUUUGGGAUGGCGUUGCUGUGCUGACUGUCAUAAAGGAAAACACUAGCAUGCAGCUUGCUGCAGAGGCUGGCCCUUAUUUACAUCGAAUUCAUUAGAGGAUAAACAAUCAUUGUUUCCUUUUGCCUUCUUAAUAAGUAUCGGAUACAGUUUGUCCGUUGCUGUGUCUUAAAGGUGUUCAUCAGCACAACCCCCUGUGAUAGCAAUCUAUUCUCUAUUGAACAUAAGUAGACUUUAAAAGGCGUGUUGGUGACAUUCCUUAACUUGACAGAAAUUUGUAAAUACC
This is a messenger RNA of Cottoperca gobio, 3879 nucleotides long. RefSeq names its product acid-sensing (proton-gated) ion channel 1c (gene asic1c). The coding region runs from base 1084 to 2694 and encodes 536 amino acids. Gene Ontology annotation, cellular component: plasma membrane. The record is from RefSeq and is a predicted model, not a curated record. The transcript has 12 exons. Gene Ontology annotation, biological process: sodium ion transmembrane transport. Gene Ontology annotation, molecular function: ligand-gated sodium channel activity. NCBI's taxonomy places the organism in Eukaryota, Metazoa, Chordata, Actinopteri, Perciformes, Bovichtidae.